UGUUGCAAUACAAAGAUUAUCUAUUUAACGUAUUGUUUCGCAGAUGUGGGGAGCAUACUGCUGUCUGUGGCGAAAGAGCGGCGGUGGUGUAAAGGCGAGAAAGAAAGAGAUGAGGAGAAAUAUGUCGGUGUGAGGACGUUUCUUUGUGUCCACGACAGCAAAACUCAUAUCGCCAGGUGUGUCUCCAUAGCCACCUACUAGCCUACUUCUCACUGUUACCACCACUGUCGAGGUAGCAAUGGCAACCAGCGCCCUGCCAAGUGACAACCUGCCAACGUACAAGCUGGUGGUGGUGGGGGAUGGUGGGGUUGGGAAGAGUGCCCUCACCAUCCAAUUUUUUCAGAAGAUCUUUGUGCCAGACUAUGAUCCUACGAUAGAGGACUCGUAUCUUAAACACACAGAGAUAGAUGGACAGUGGGCAAUACUGGAUGUGCUGGACACAGCCGGCCAGGAGGAGUUCAGUGCGAUGAGGGAGCAGUAUAUGAGGACAGGAGAUGGCUUCCUCAUCGUCUUCUCUGUGACAGACAAAGCCAGCUUUGAACAUGUUGACCGAUUCCAUCAGCUCAUACUACGGGUCAAAGACAGGGAGGCCUUCCCCAUGGUGCUGGUGGCAAACAAAGUGGACUUGGUCCAUCUGAGAAAGGUCACAGCGGACCAGGGCCAAGAGAUGGCUGCAAAACAUAAUAUAACUUAUAUUGAAACCAGUGCCAAGGAUCCUCCAAUGAAUGUGGACAAAGCCUUUCACGAGCUGGUUCGUGUUAUAAGACAACAGGUGCCAGAACGAAACCAGAAGAAGAAAAAGAAGAUGAAGUGGAGAGCAGAACGUUCAGCGAGUUCCCACAGGUUCCACUGCGCCAUAUUGUGACCUCCCUCGUCCUGUCUAUCAUUCGUGAACAUACACAUACACACACCCACAUACCUUUUGGAUGUCAGGGAACACCCCGGGAGUGGUUAACUACUGGAGCACAAAGGGGGGGGGGGGAUGUUGACCAUGAAUUGCUGGAUGGAUCCAGGGGGGCGCAAAGUGAAUCUGACUAAUGUCCCCUCACCCUUCACAAAGCCUUGGAAUGAGUGCAGUGCUCUCUCUCCUAAACUUAUGGUCCCUUUCAAAGGUCUAUAGAUCCCUCUCAUCUCUUUUCAAAACAGAACUACCGUGUCACUCAACUGUUUUUCAGUUAAGUGUCAUUUUUUAAAUGUAAUUUCAAGUGUGGCACUAGACGACAGACUCUGGGGGGGGAGGAGCAAGAGAUCAGAAUCCCCUUGAUAUUUGGAUGGAACUUUUGUCUUCUAGAGAAAGGAAGGAAAAAGGGAGGACCCGGCCAUAUAAGGCGCCUUGUUUUUCAUCUCCUAUAAACCUGCUGGUCAUCAUCUUUUCUAUCCUCACGCUCUCACAACUUUUCUGGAAGAAAAGCACCCGUGUGAUCCAAAUUGAUUUGUCGUCUGUGCUCCCUCUUUGUUGAGUGGACAUCAUAAGGGCAUAGCGGAUGGAUGCGAGAGUGAUUUUGUUUUUGGUAUAGUGGAAAUAGAAGUUGCGUAUAGUGGAAAUAGAAGUUGCGUGGCGUUGUCAAUGAGUGAACUACAAGUUCUGUGAGUGUAGCGUGAACUUUGUGGUGUUGUAAUGCUGUUUAAAAAAAAAUUAAGAGUCAGUUCAGAGAGGACAGAAGGACGUGUUGUAGCAUGCGAGAGAAAGAAGUGACGGGAUGCAGCGAAAAUGUGUCAUAUCGGUUGACAGGUGAGUGCUAUGGUUGCAUCAGCUUGUUGAAUACGUGUCUAAAUAGUUUAAUUGUAAAGGAGAGUAAAAUUGGUCGGUGUAUGUGGAUACACUUUAAUAACAGGGUUCAUUCCAACACUGAAAUGUCAGCGGCCAUAUUUUUUUCUUUUUUUUAUAAAAAGGAUAAUUUUCCAACCAUAAAGACACACAGUGUGUCAGUGCCACUUUACAUCAAUAAUUAUGUUUGUUUUAAGUUGCCUCGUUAUCACUGUCACUGGCAUGAUGGGUGUGGUUUUCAUCAGUACUGUAUGGACAGUAGCCCUGAAAUGUCCUUUGUCUUUGUAGUCUUAACAGAUUGUCUUCUAAAACAAGUUGCUUUCCAUGUUUUAGUAUCGAAAAACAAAACAUAGAAAUUUACAAUUUUAUAUUUGUGAAAUAAAAAAAAUCGAAUUACACAUGGCAAUGUUAAACAAAUUCGGUGCUGUUUUACAAAAGGAUCUGUAGGAAAUAAUGAAUUAAAUAGAAGAGAUAAGGGAUAACUUCAUGUUUCAGAUCUGAAGCAGCCUGGAGAAGCUAAAUUUGCACUGGCCACUAACCAAAAUAAUGUGAUGUCACUUUAUUUUAAAUCUUUUCAGACCGCAGCGCUGAAUUCAGGAUAAUUAAAUCAUGCUCAGUAAAGGAGAACACUCCUUUAGUUCGGGGAUACAAACUGUAGCCGUGGGAAUACAUCAGAGUUAGCAUGCCUGUCUGAAGCUGGCAGUGGGAUGCUCCUAGGGCUUAAAGCCAUGUCAGCUUAGCUACAGACUAAGUGUAGUGAAGGAAAACCACACACUCGAAGCAACAAGACAUUCCGGAUAUGUUGUCUUGAGGUGGAUGGGAAUGUACAAUUUAAUAACCUAUGAAAUGGCUUGAACUGUUAACGCACUAAAGCUUCGGUGGACAACUUUGUUUUGUCUGGAUGAAUACCGUCUCUUAGGGGAAUACAUUUUUGCACUUUUAAUACAAUUUCUCACUUUCCUAUUGGCAUGUUGUUUUUCUGUUCAAACCUGUAAGUGAAAGGAAAGGCACGGUCAAAAACAAUUUUGAAUGUAAAAUUGGACAACAAAACAAGCAAAUGGGCAAUUACCGUUGUAGCUCUGUGUGCCUGUCUAUGCCUGUUGCCUUGGCGAUGAUUGUGAAUGAGAUUAAAUCAAUUGGAAUUGAAUCAUUCAAAAAGGUGUUAAUAGAAACGUUCCAUGUAACUUCAUUUUAAAGCUAUAGUGCGUAGGUUAUUGUUGCCUCCAUGAGAAAUUCUAAGUAAGGACAACAAAACUGUCGGCGCAUCCACAUGAUGCAAGCCUUCUGUGAUCACGCACACCCUGCUCCAGGAGGUUGCUAGUACCCAAGAAGUACACGAAGGAUUAAAAAAACAUCUUCAGAAGAGGCUAUGUUAAGGUCAUUCUUAACAUAGCCAUACUGAGAAGUACAGAGAGAGUUGUGUGGAGCUCAUUUGGCAACGACUUGAAUGUAAAGAAAUUCUAUUAAUAUCAUAAGUUACGCACUAAAGCUUUAAAUUUAAGGAGGUUGGUUAUGAGAAAAACUAAAGCUAUGUAAUGGCAUACAAGUUCACCUCAGCAUGAAAGUGGAAAAGCAACCUCAGCAACAGAAGGAAAUCGGUAUUAAUCUACAUCUUGUGUUAAAGGGACUACACAAUGAGUUUCCAGAGAAGGACACACAGGAAACAUUGAAGUACUGAUAAUCGAGCAAUGAUGAAGCAGCAGACUCUGGAUCUUAGGAGGGAAAAAAAGUAAAGUAAA
Etheostoma cragini (Arkansas darter) is the source of this 3507-nucleotide messenger RNA. RefSeq names its product ras-related protein M-Ras. Gene Ontology annotation, molecular function: GDP binding; GTP binding; GTPase activity. The record is from RefSeq and is a predicted model, not a curated record. The transcript is spliced from 6 exons. Lineage: Eukaryota; Metazoa; Chordata; Actinopteri; Perciformes; Percidae. Gene Ontology annotation, biological process: signal transduction. The coding region runs from base 239 to 865 and encodes 208 amino acids. Gene Ontology annotation, cellular component: plasma membrane.